This is a messenger RNA of Leptopilina heterotoma, 2363 nucleotides long. RefSeq names its product protein yellow-like. The transcript has a single exon. The coding region runs from base 964 to 2340 and encodes 458 amino acids. Gene Ontology annotation, cellular component: extracellular region. NCBI's taxonomy places the organism in Eukaryota, Metazoa, Arthropoda, Insecta, Hymenoptera, Figitidae. The record is from RefSeq and is a predicted model, not a curated record.
ACAAAAAAUUUUUCUUCUUAAUUUAAUCAUGUGGAACUUUUUUUUUGGUUAGAGAAAAAAUACAUUUUUAAGUAACUGAAAGAAUUUUUCACAAAUUCUUUAUUUACAUAAUUUUUUUCCGUGCGUAUGCAAGAAAUUUUUUGGUGCGAUGCUUUGUAAGAUUCAUAAAUGUGAAGAAAAAUUCACUUAGCAAGACGUUAUUUAGGAAAACCGGUUGGGCACGAAAGCCAUGAGCUGUUUGCUAUAUUAUCAAGUACUCAAGUCUGCAAGGUCAGACUACAAUUUAUUUUGUGGACCAUUUCUAAAAUUGCAUUUUAUGUAAAAGUAUUUCCUCUCAUACUAUUUUGGCAUUAAAAGGUAAUUGAGCAUAAAAAUUAAAAUUGGGUGAAAAAUUUCUUUAAUUAAAAUAAAAUUACUCUUAUUGUAAGUAGAGUGGUGCUAAAAUAAGACAAUUAUAAAUUAAUUGGAAGAUAAGAAUUUUAAACAUUUCAACCUAGAGUUUGGACCAAAAAGCGAGAAUUUUUUAUUGUGUUUCGGAGUUGGAUAUUUUACAGAUGAUGAUGUCCCGGGUGAUGUUACUGAUGAUUUACGGGGUCAUUGUGUAGAAAUUAAUUAACUGAAAUGAUUUAUUAAAUUUAAAUAUACAUUCUUAACAAAUGGAAGAUUUAAAAUACAAAGUUUGCAAUACUUAAUUACUCCUCGUCGAAUUGGAGAAUAAUUUAUAAAGUAAUAAGUGACUAGGGUUCGUGAAAGCAGAGCCUGUCUGCAUACAACAUAUCUUUAUGAAAGGCCUGUAAUUUCUUUAGUAACAUUGCGAACGCCUUACUUUAUACAUCUCGAAAUUAUUCCAUUUCGUUACAUUUAAAUUUUCAAUUAAUUUGAAUUUAUUUAGUGGAACUUUGAAUAAUAUUUUACCGGAUCCUAGAAACGUAACAUUAACAAAAAAAAAGAAAGAGAAUAAUAAUGACGAAAACACAAUUAGUUUUGGUGCAAAUAGUGUUUUUCGUGACAAUUGCCUUUGUUCAGGGUCGUCAAAAUUAUCACGUCAUUUAUCAAUGGAAUUUUAUUGAACCCGAGUGGCCAAAUCCGGAAACAGGCGAAAAAUCAUUAAACAAUGGAAGUUACAUACCAGAGAACAAUAUAAUAACCGGCAUUAAAUUGUGGAGGGACCAACUCUAUUUAUCUGUUCCGCGACUAAAGUCUGGUGUUCCAGCGACAUUGACAAUGAUAUCAUCAAUUCCAGAACAAAGGCCCAUUGAAACUGAAAGUGGUCUUCAAAAUUUGAACAUUGUGAGUCCAAAAUUAAAACCAUUUCCAAAUUGGCGAAUGCAACGAUUGGGUGAUUGUGAGGCUCUUCAAUCAGUUCAGAGUAUGGAAAUUGAUCCUAUGGGUCGAAUGUGGCUUAUCGAUAAUGGAAGAACGGAUAUUUUUACCAACAAGGCAAAUAAUACUUGUCCACCGAGACUUGUUAUUCUUGAUCUUAAUGCCGAAGGUACUUUAUUGAAGAAGUACAUUUUUCCGAAACAUGUCGCGGAUUAUAAUUCGGUUUUUCUGAAUGAUAUUGUUCUCGAUCAUGAACACGGCGGUUUUGCCUACAUUACCGAUAGUGGAUCCAAAGAUCCUGGUCUUAUUGUUUACUCAUUGGCAACUAAUUUAUCGUGGAAAAUUCGUCACGAGACAAUGAAAAAUAAAAAUGAUACAAUGAAUUUUAGCAACGGCAUUGAUGGUAUUGCUCUAUCACAAUCGAGUAGAUAUGACAGAAUGGUUUAUUAUUCAUCAACUUUGUCAUUAAAUGUUUAUUCAAUACCAACAGGGGUGCUCAAAAGUGGACUAACUAAUGUCAAUGAUUUUGUGAAACUAGUUAUUCGUAAAAAGUCACCAUCAUCAGGAAUGAUAAUGACAUCAUCUGGUAGAUUAAUUUACGGUUUAUUGGCAAAUAAUUCUGUAGUGUAUUUAAAUAAAUUUUCAUCAAAUCUACCACAAUUUAUUGUAUCGGACUUAGUGGAUAAUAAUGGUAAUAAUAAUGAGGUGACAAUUUUGGCACAUGACGAUAAUAUUCUUCAGUGGCCCGAUAGUUUUGCUAUUGAUGACGAUAAUUAUUUAUGGUGUAUUGCGAAUAAUUGGCAAAAUUUUCUGUCUAAUAAUAUUCAUUUAAAUUCGACAAAUUUUAGAGUGAUUAAAUUUUUAUUUAGAGGAAGAAAUUAUCAGUAUUUUGAUGAUGGUAGUACUCCUAUUGUGCCUCUGUCACAAUUUUCUUCUUCCAGUAGUUCUUUGUAUGGAAUACCAGUAUCGAUUAGGUUAAAUGAUGGUACAUUUCCGAUUGUCAAUGGAGAUUUUUGAAAUAAAAAAAAUUUGAUAAUUCU